Messenger RNA from Drosophila obscura, 1110 nucleotides. RefSeq names its product protein-L-isoaspartate(D-aspartate) O-methyltransferase (gene Pcmt). Gene Ontology annotation, cellular component: cytoplasm. Lineage: Eukaryota; Metazoa; Arthropoda; Insecta; Diptera; Drosophilidae. The record is from RefSeq and is a predicted model, not a curated record. The transcript has 4 exons. Gene Ontology annotation, biological process: protein modification process. The coding region runs from base 43 to 828 and encodes 261 amino acids. Gene Ontology annotation, molecular function: protein-L-isoaspartate (D-aspartate) O-methyltransferase activity.
UAAAGUUGGCAGCACCGUCAGGGUGACAGCUCUAAAAUACAGAUGAUUUCGAACAAAAAAAACAAGCUGCAGGGCGUAAAGUUAUUUGUGGUUGAAAUUAUUAAACUGGGACUGUUUGUCCGAGCUUUCAGCAUGGCCUGGCGUUCCGUUGGAGCUAGCAAUGAGGAUCUUAUACGCCAACUCAAAGAGUACGGCGUCAUUGGAUCGGACGCGGUGGCAAAGGCAAUGAUUGACACGGAUCGAAAGCACUACUCUCCACGUAACCCCUACAUGGAUGCGCCUCAACCAAUUGGCGGCGGAGUCACUAUUAGCGCACCGCAUAUGCACGCCUUUGCAUUGGAAUAUUUGCGCGAUCAUUUGAAGCCCGGUGCGCAUGUACUGGACGUGGGCUCUGGUUCUGGUUACCUAACCGCCUGCUUCUAUCGCUACAUCAAGUCGAUGGGGGCGAGCGACUUGACACCACAUGCAGACACCUGCAUUGUGGGUAUCGAGCACCAGGCUGCAUUAGUUCAAAUGAGCAAGGCCAAUUUGAAUUCCGAUGAUCGCAGCAUGCUCGACUCUGGAACUUUGAAAAUUGUACAGGGCGAUGGACGCAAAGGAUACCCGGCACAUGCGCCCUACAACGCCAUACAUGUGGGAGCCGCUGCUCCCGAUACGCCCACCGAACUCCUCAAUCAACUGGCCAACGGCGGACGCCUAAUAGUGCCAGUUGGGCCCGAGGGCGGCUCGCAGUACAUGCAGCAAUACGACAAGGACAAAAAUGGAAAAGUAGAGAUGAAGCGUCUCAUGGGUGUGAUGUAUGUACCUCUUACGGAUUUACGCUCUUGAUGCCAUAAACUGGGACAGGUGCUAAUCGUUGUGCUGCUGGUUGGCAUAGUUAUCUAUCAAAUUUGGGAAUUUUUUCGCUAGUUGAAUUAUUUGGUCAGCAGGCAGCAAGAGGAACGGUAUCCAAAAUGAAUCUACAUAUACAACCCUACAAAAUAUCAAGUCCUCUUUUUAAGUUGAAUUAAUAUAAAUUAUUUGUCUACAUAGAUACAUAUUAUACGGAGCAUAAUUACGUUAAUUAAAAUAAUCCUAUUCGGCUUUUAAGUCCCGAGCUUAACAAAGUUA